AUGGCAACAAAAAGCCAACAAAACGCCCAAAACUGCCGCGACUUCACUAAAACCCUUCACAAAACCCCCUACCCAGCCCUCCUAAACCCACCAGACAACCUUCCAAAAGAAUACACAAUCUGCAUCCUAGGCGGUCAUGGCGCAGCUGGAACAGGUCUAGCAAAAGCCUACACGCAAGCCGGCGCAACAGGAAUAAUACUCGCAUCGCGAACACUCUCCGCCCUAGAAGAAACAGCCAUCCAACUCCGAACCAUUAACCCAAACAUCAAGAUCGUCAUUGUGGAAUGUGAUAUCUCAUCCAAUUCAGCUGUACAACAAAUGGCUCACACCGCUGCACGCGAGUUCAAUUCACGUCUCGAUGUCGUUAUCGUUAAUGCUGGAUUCUCUGGGCCGAUGGGGACUGAUAUAGUGGCUGAAAAACCGGAGUGGUUUGAAUCUGCGCUGGGGGUUAAUACCCUCGGGACAUUUUACGCGGCGCAUUAUUUGAUUCCUAUGCUGUUGAGGGAGGGGACUGGGACUGGGGAUGAUAUUGGGAGUUGUGGUGGUGGCAGUUUCAUUGCUAUUUCUUCAAUGGCUGCACCGACUGUUUCUGGCUUUGGGGCUCAUGCGCAUUAUUGUGUUAGUAAAGCUGCUCAGGCUAGACUUGUUGAGAUGGUUUAUGAGCAGUAUGCUGGUCGGGGGUUGUUUUGUGCUAGUGUUCAUCCUGGGGGGUUGAGGAGUGAGUUUUCGAAGGGGAUGCCUGAGGAGUUUGUGCAUUUAUUGAGUGAUAGCCCCGAUUUGGUGGGUGCAUUUUGUGUUUGGCUUACUAGAUCUGGAAAGCAGAAGGAGGCUUUGAAUGGUCGUUUUCUUUCUUGUAAAUGGGAUGUCAAGGAGCUUGAGGAGAGGUUCGAUGAGAUUCUUGAGAUGGAUUUGUUGAGGUUUAGAAUUGCUAUGAUUUGA
Molecule: messenger RNA, 939 nt
Organism: Penicillium antarcticum
Lineage: Eukaryota; Fungi; Ascomycota; Eurotiomycetes; Eurotiales; Aspergillaceae
Product: SDR family NAD(P)-dependent oxidoreductase
Exons: 2
Coding region: 1-939 (312 amino acids)
Molecular function (GO): oxidoreductase activity, acting on the CH-OH group of donors, NAD or NADP as acceptor
Source: RefSeq, a predicted model, not a curated record